CAUCAAAAUAAUGCUGUUGAAUUUUCGGACAAAAAACCCAGCAUACGAUCGGAGGACUGCUCACUCUCGACUUUCACUCUUUUUUAUUUGCCCUAUGCAUAUCGCCAAAUGAGAAUUUCAACUUUCCCCAUUUCCUCAGUCCAACAACUGUCUUCUUCAACCUUCAGCUCGUAGAUAGAAGCUGAGAGAUCAGCUUCGAUCCCGAUCUGCCCGACUGGCCGUCUCUUAAUUCAGUUCGUAACCCAGUGAGUCAACCCGUCCUACCUCUUCUCCAGAAAACAUACUUUACUUCUUCCUUGUGCUGGCUCUGAGUUUAGGAUCUUCUCCAAUUGAGGUCUGAUUAUUCUCUCUCUUAUGGUUAUCCCCCCAUGGUGCAGUUUUGAGCGGAUUUCCUCUAUGUCGGACCACUUCAUAGCUCCUUGGGACUUGCAGGAAGAGCCCGUCGACGAGGGCUACGGUCCUCGGUCUCCAAUCCACGGUCAGCAGAACGAUCAGCUUGUAGGGAAUGGAAUCCCCAAUGGUGGUAAUCCGUUUGCUCACAAUGGUGCAGCUCAAGAAGACAAGAAAUCCCUGCUAAAUCACGUUAUUAGCAGCGUUGUUAAUGAGUUAAAUAGCAGUGAUAUUUUGAACGAAGGGGAGCAUCUUGAGACUGAUCAGCCUAAUGGGGCUGUCCAGCAGGGUUCUAGUGGUGAAGGUCUGCCAUAUGCUCCUGUUAACUGGCCGAACCCGGGUGACAACUGGACCUGGAAGGUAGGGAAGAGGAUUAACACUGCUGGGUUUUUCCAGGAUAGGUUUCUGUAUCCUCCAAAACAUUUCCCCAAAGUGACAGGGGCGAGACCUCCAUUUGCAAGCCCAAAUGCUGUGACCUCUUACAUCCGGACGGUGUUUCCAGAUGCUAAUGCUGAUGCAUUUUUCUCGUCCUUCUCUUGGAAGGUCCCUGGGAAGGCGGCGUCUCCUCUGAAAGUGGAACCCAUCUCCACCUCUUUCCCAAAGCCUUCUCACGGUGAUGGCUCAAAAGGGGAAGUGCAAGUGCAAGGAGAAGGCUCUCGGUUGAGGAAAAGGAAGCCUAAAGCACCAACUCCACCACCUCCAUCCCCACCUCCGCCCAAGCAGAAACGACAGCGCAGUGCUUCUAAAUCAUCUGCAACGAACCCGAAAAAAACAAAAGACAAAACAGCAGCUCCCUCAUCAUCUGCAGCCAAGCGAAGAAGUAGGCAUGCUGGUAAACAAACUGUCCCUGUCCCUUUUGCCGACGAUGGAAAUAAUACCCAGGCAGAGGAGUUUAACAUUACUAUCCCAGAAGACUUCGACAACUACCUCAACUCUCUAGAAGACAUCAUCGCCCAGCCAUUUUCUGACGGCAUAGUUGCUGGUCAGUCAACAACAAUGGCUAGGGAUUCUCCUCCGGUGGACGAUGAUGAGAUAGCUGAAGCUCGUCACAGGCUUUCUUCCUUGCUGGUUAUGGACUUCCCUACACUAGUUUCCUCCAAGAACUUCUCUGAACUCCUGGCUUUGGCUUCAAAACUACAGAAUGAUCCUCGCCUGACUGCCGAACAGCUUGUCAAGCUGAAGUUGAUUGAGGAAAUGUCGUCUUUCAGGGAGGUUUUCCACGAGAGUAGGGAUAUCAUUGUCCAAAUCGACAGGCAUUACGGAACCCUGGAGGCGAACAAGGCCAAAGUCGCUUCUCUCAAGAGCGAGUACAGCGAGCUGAAGGACAAAACAGACCAGCUUCAGGCACAGAUAGACGGUAACUUGUCGACUGUGCAAGACAUCGACAAUGAGAUUGCUAGGCUCCAAGUUCGUCGAGCAGAGUUGAUCGGUGCAGUGGAAUCAAACAAAGCGGCUAAGGUGGAGGUGAGCUACGCACAGAAGAUGGUGGCGAAUGCGAUUCCGAAUGUUGUGCACGAGAUUCAAAUCUCCAACUCCAAGAUCCCCGAGUGGGAUCUGAAGAGGAGUAAUGCAGUGAAGCGGGAGGCCGAAAUCCUUGCAAAGUUUGCACCUUUGCAAGGGUUCUCCCUCAUUCCGCCCCUGUUCCAGGGACUGUUUCUGUAAGUUAAGUUGAGGGUCUUGUCUGUGAUUCAAAGCGGCAGUGAUUAUGCAAUGUGCUUUCCGGCCGGUGACUUUGCCAAUUGUAGUAGAGAGAAAGAGAGAAAGACUUCCCCUCUUCAUGUUAGCUUUGUGUGAUUGUUCUGAUUUAUCUAGCGCAGGAGACAGAACAUUGUACUAUUUCCUUGUCAUAUUUAAGUCCAUGUGUGCUUUAGAAAUGCACUAUUUUGUAUUCUCUGAUCUGUAGCUUUCUUCUUUUUGAUUUAAAGUGAUGAUGUUUAGCUGUUACUGUUGAAUGUUCUGGUUGCUGCAGUACUUAAAAGAGUAAUUUAACUAAUCGUCAAUGUGUAAACUUAGG
Messenger RNA from Linum trigynum, 2404 nucleotides. NCBI's taxonomy places the organism in Eukaryota, Viridiplantae, Streptophyta, Magnoliopsida, Malpighiales, Linaceae. The record is from the annotation of a GenBank genome assembly.